UUUCCCAGGGUGCUUUGCGGAGCGGGGGCCUCGCCCAAUGGCGUUACGUGAAGGGGGGCGGGGUCGAGGACGGGAGCUCGGUGGGGCCAUUGCCGUGUUCGCCGCCAACGGGGGCGGGUGUCGGAACCACAAGGAGGGACCGAACCGGGUCGGGAACCGGGUGGUGGAGGUGGAGGCUCAACCUGUGCCAGGGCGGCAGCAAUGGUGGGUGCUCAGCAGCUGGAGCUGGCUGCGGGCCGAGCAGCGCCCAGCACUGGGGAACACCCCUACGAGUGCUUGGAGUGCGGCAAAGCCUUCAGAUGGUCCUCACGCCUCGUCCACCACCAGCGCACCCACACAGGUGAGCGACCCUACAAGUGCUCCGAGUGCCCCAAAGCUUUCAAGGGCUCCUCGGCGCUGCUCUACCACCAACGCAGCCACACGGGUGAGCGGCCCUACAAGUGCUCUGAGUGUCCCAAAGCCUUCAAGCGCUCUUCGUUGCUGCAGAUCCAUCAGAGCGUGCACACGGGGCUGCGUGCCUUCAAGUGCGCGCUCUGCGGGCUGGCCUUCAAGUGGUCCUCGCAUUACCAGUACCACCUGCGGCAACAUACGGGUGAGCGGCCCUACAAGUGCACGUCCUGCCCCAAAGCCUUCAAGAACUCCUCCAGCCUCCGCCGCCACCGCCACAUCCACACGGGCGAGCGGCCUUACGUCUGCUCCGCCUGCGGCAAGGCCUUCACCCAGUCCACCAACCUCCGCCAACACCAGCGCACCCACACGGGCGAGCGGCCCUACGCCUGUUCCCAUUGCUCCAAGACCUUCACCCAUUCCUCCAACCUCCUCCUCCAUCAGCGAACCCACUCCAGCACCCGGUCCCACAAGUGCCCGGCUUGCCCCAAAGCCUUUGUCUCAGAUGCCUGCUUGCAGAAGCAUCUACAGAGCCAUGCCACGUCCCCGUUGUCACCAUCCCCGUUGUCCCCAUCCCAGUUAUCCCCACCACCGCUGCUCCUGGAGGCGGUGGAGAUGCUUUGGAAAUGCACCGAGUGUCACCUGGCUUUCCCCAGCCAGGAGCAGCUGCUGAGCCACCAACGCAGCCACCCACAGCCAGCAACACCGGGGGACAUCACCGCAACAACCACCCAUCGCUGCCCCACAUGUGGCAAGACCUUCAAGAACAGCUCAGGGUUGGCUCGGCACAGGCACAGCCACGGUGCCGAGCGGCCCUACAAAUGCUCACAGUGCCACAGGAGCUUCGGGCAACUGGCUGGGCUGCUGGGCCACCAGCGAGGUCACUCGGAAACACCACAUCCCCCUCCUGCGACCCCAGCCCCAACGUCAGUACUAUCGGAGCGUCCCUAUCAGUGCACUGAGUGUGGCAAAGCCUUCAAGGGCUCCUCGGGGUUGCGUUACCACAUGCGGGAUCACACAGGCGAGCGGCCCUACAAGUGCUCCGAGUGCCCCAAGGCCUUCAAGCGUUCCUCACUGCUCGCCAUCCACCAGCGGGUGCACACGGGGCUGCGUGCAUUCAAGUGUGCCGAGUGCGGCCUCACCUUCAAGUGGUCCUCGCACUACCAAUACCACCUGAGGCUGCACACGGGUGAGCGGCCCUACGCCUGCCCCGACUGCCCCAAAGCCUUCAAGAACACCUCCUGCCUCCGCCGCCACCGGCAGCUGCACACGGGCGAGCGGCCUCACGCCUGCCCCAUCUGCGGCAAGGCCUUCACCCAGACCUCCAACCUCCGCCAACACCAGCGCACCCACACGGGCGAGCGGCCCUACGCCUGUUCCCACUGCAGCAAGACCUUCACCCAUUCCUCCAACCUCCAGCUGCACCAACGCACCCACUCCAGCGCCCGGCCCCAUCAGUGUCCCCUCUGCCCCAAAGCCUUUGUCAUGGCUUCCUACCUCCAGCGGCAUCUCCGCACCCACGCUGCUGGCCCCAAAGGUUCCCCUCGCCCUAGCCCGACACCGCAGCGUGACGGCCCCGUCCUACAGGCUGCUCUCAGCCUGGAGGUGACGGCUCCUGAUGCUCACACCUUCCUGCUGCUGCAGACACCGCAGGGCCUCCAGCUCAUCCCCAGCUCUCCGCCUGCCCCACAGAAGCUCAUCCUGCUCCCCACGGCCUCCCAACUGCCCCCCAAACACCAAGGGGAGUCCCCGACCCCUGGGCAGAGCCUUCUGCUUGUGCCCAGCACGGGGACCACGCUGCCCACGUUGAGGCUACAGGCAGUCACUGCUGUCCCGCAGGGGAUGGGGACUGGUAUCCUUGUUCUGCAGGGCCUCCCAGAGCAGCCCCUUCACCCAGCAGGCAUCCAGCAGGGACAGGCAGUGGUGGAGGGGGCGGCUGUCAGGCUGCAGGCCAAUGAGGUGACAAAUGUGCAGUUGCAAGCUCUACCACAACCCACAGAUGUCGCCAACAUCCAGGUGCAAGCCACCGAGGUAGCGAAUGUCCAGCUGCAAGCCCUGCCACAGUCCUCAGAUGUCACCAACAUUGAGCUGCAGGCGGCCGAAGUGACAAAUGUCCAUCUCCAAGCUCUGCCACAGCCCUCUGAGGUGCCCAAUGUCCAGCUCCAAGCCUUGCCACAGCCCUUGGAGGUCACCAACAUCCAGCUGCAAGCCCUGCCACGGUCCACAGAUGUCACCGGCGUUGAGCUGCAGGCCACUGAGGUGACAGAUGUUGAGCUGCAAAGCUUGCCGCAACCAUCGGAGGUGACCAGCAUGCAGCUCCAGGCCACCAAGGUGCCCGACGUGCAGCUCCAGACCACAGAGGUGACCAGCGUUCAGCUGCAGGCCACUGAGGUGCCCAACAUCCAGCUCCAAAACCCAGAUGGAACAAAUGUCCAUCUUGACACCGCGGACGUACCCGAUGCCCAUCUUGAAACCAUGGAGGUGCCCAGUGUCCAUCUUGAGACCGCAGAGGUGCCCAGUGUCCAUCUUGAAACCAUGGAGGUGCCCAGUGUCCAUCUGGAGACCACGGAGGUGCCCAGUGUCCAUCUUGAAACCAUGGAGGUGCCCGGUGUCCAUCUUGAGACCAUGGAGGUGCCCAGUGUCCAUCUCCAAACCACUGAGAUGGCCAACAUCCAGCUCCCGGCCACUGAAAUGACCAGUGUUCAUCUCCCAGCCAACGACGCGGCCAACACUCAUCUCCAAGGCACAGAGGUGACCGAUCUCCAUGUUGAGUCCACUGAAGUGCCCAACAUCAAUCUCCAAGCCACAGAUGUGGCCGGUGUCCAUCUCCAAGCCACAGAGGUGGCCAGUGUCCAUCUGGAGACCUCAGAGGUACCCAGCAUCCACCUCCAAGCCACCGAUAUGGCCGACGUCCAUCUCCAAGCCGCUGAGGUGCCCAGCGUCCAUCUUGAUACCAUGGAGGUACCCGACGUCCAUCUUGAGACUGUGGAGGUACCCGAUGUCCAUCUCCAGACCACUGAGGUGACCAGUGUACAGCUUCAAGCCGUGGAGGUGCCCAACAUCCAUCUCCAGACCACCGAGGUGCCCAGUGUCCAUCUCCAGACCACUGAGGUGCCCAACAUCCAGCUCCAGACCCUGGAGGUGCCCCCGGUCCACUUACAGCCCCCAUCGGGAGCCCAACCACCCCCUCCACCCUCUGGGGUGUCUCUUCCAGCAGGCCCAGAGGUGCUGCUGGUACAGGGAGGCCCAGAACCUGCUAUAGGUCUGGGUGUGCUGCAGACAUCUGAAGGGCUUCGCAGCGUCCUGGUGCUGCGGGGGUCCAGUGACCAGUCCCCAGUGCCCACCCUGGCACCCCCAAAAGUCCUGGUCCUACGUGGGGAGCCUCAGCAGGGGGGAGCAAGUGAGGGACCCGCUGUGGUGCAGCUGCUCCCUGGCUCCCCAGCCCCCCGGCUGCCAGCUGUGCAAGGUGUGCAGGUACUGCCGGGGGCGCAGCUCGUUACACCUUCUAAGGGGGAGCACAGACCCCACAGCCACGCCACAGGCCCCUAUAGCCGCCCUAUGGCCCCCACAGUGACCACAUGGCCCCUGUAGUGACACAGCGGCUGCCCCAGGGCCACCGAGAGGCGUCUACUUGGCUCCCCAUAGCUGCUACAACCACUAUAGCCACCCCAUGGAUCCUACAGACACCUUAGGGCCCCUGCAGCCACCCCACUACAUCCCAUGUCCCCCUGCUGGCCACCUUACAUCCCACAAUACCCCAUGGCCAUCUGUUGAAUGCUAUAGACAUCCCACCACACCUUAUGGCCACCACAGCCACCCUACAGGACUCCACAGCCAACUGUUGGCCACCACAGACAUCCCACAACACCUCAUUACCAACCCAUGGCCACCACAGCCACCCCAUAGCUACCUUAUAGUGAUGGUACUGGAACCCAUAGCCAUUUUAUGGCCAUCACCACCACCCUACAGCCCUCAGAGACCUCUUGUUAAUCCCACUGCCACCACAUCCCACCCCAUAGCCACCUUAUGGCCACCACAGCACCCCAUGGCCACCACAUCC
This is a messenger RNA of Coturnix japonica (Japanese quail), 4447 nucleotides long. RefSeq lists its product as uncharacterized. NCBI's taxonomy places the organism in Eukaryota, Metazoa, Chordata, Aves, Galliformes, Phasianidae. The record is from RefSeq and is a predicted model, not a curated record. Gene Ontology annotation, cellular component: nucleus. Gene Ontology annotation, biological process: regulation of transcription by RNA polymerase II. Gene Ontology annotation, molecular function: DNA-binding transcription factor activity, RNA polymerase II-specific; RNA polymerase II cis-regulatory region sequence-specific DNA binding.